Messenger RNA from Diutina rugosa, 912 nucleotides. Its product is annotated as transcription elongation factor DST1. Bases 1 to 912 code for a protein of 303 amino acids. Gene Ontology annotation, molecular function: RNA polymerase II transcription regulatory region sequence-specific DNA binding; zinc ion binding. The record is from RefSeq and is a predicted model, not a curated record. NCBI's taxonomy places the organism in Eukaryota, Fungi, Ascomycota, Pichiomycetes, Serinales, Debaryomycetaceae. The transcript has a single exon. Gene Ontology annotation, biological process: DNA-templated transcription; regulation of mRNA 3'-end processing; transcription elongation by RNA polymerase I. Gene Ontology annotation, cellular component: nucleus.
AUGGAACCCAAGGAGAUCCUCACCAUCAUCUCGAACCUCGAGAAGGCCCAGGACGAGGCCACCAUCCUCAAGUUGCUCAACAUCUUGAACGACGGCGUCAACCCGACGGAAAAGCUUCUCCGCGAGACCAAGGUCGGCGUGGCGGUGAAUAAGUUUAAGAGCCACGCCAACCCUAAGGUCCAGCAACUCGUGGUGAAAAUGAUUAAGCUGUGGAAGGAAGCAGUGCUGAACGAAAAGAAAAAGAAGAAACAGCUGGCGCUGCCGGCUCCAGCAAAGGCGGCGGCGGCGGGGACCCUGGCGGCGAAACCAGCGCUGCCCUCGACCAAUGCCCCUGCUGCGGGGGCGGGUUCCACCAACUCCAAAUUCCACCAGGGGCCGCGUAACCCGCAGACCGACGGCGUCAACACCACGCUUUACGAGAAUACCACCAGAAACGCCUCCGUUUCGGCGUUAUACACGGCGUUGGCCAUUGACCGCGACGACGCCGCCAAGGAUAUCGUCGCUGUGGCUACGGCUAUCGAAUCGGAAGUGUUUAAGCUGGAGUACCUGGCCGUCAACGACAACUACCGCAACAAGUUGAGAUCGUUCACGAUGAACUUGCGCAACAAGAAGAACCCCGAAUUGCGCCACCGGUUAUUGACGGGAGCCAUCGAACCCGCUGCGUUCAUCAAGAUGACGCCGAAGGAAAUGGCGCCGGAACUGUUAAAGAAGGAGAUGGAAGAGAUGCACAAAAAGAACUUAUUUGACGCCCAGGAAGCGCAACAGGAACACGCCAUCUCCGACCGGUUUGAGUGUCUGAAAUGUAAAGGGCGCAAGACCACUUACUUCCAGAUGCAAACCCGUUCUGCCGAUGAGCCGUUGACGACGUUCGUCACCUGUUUGAACUGCGACAACCGCUGGAAGUUCUCGUAG